ACAUCCAACGAUUGACAGGGUUUGAGCACGCACCUAAAGGGGCUCCCAACCAACCGAUACUACGCCCAAAUAAUUCCCAAACCUCUUACCUCACUGAGACGACCUGUCACGACCAUCUUACCCAGAUUGCUCCCUGCUAAUUCCAAAACUCCAAAGGCCCAAAGCACGCCACAAGCAAUAAGCAAUUAACAGAGAGAGAGAGAGAGAGAGAUGGUGGAGGUGAACUGGUAGAAGGUGACGAAGGUAAGAGAUGCUGUCUGUCGCACAGACGACGCAGACGGCAGGGAAAAGAUGAAAGCGAAGAUAGCUUGGGGAAGAUUCUGUGAUGGUGGGUCCCCAUUCCCAAACCUAGCCUUCUUCCUCAGGUGGGGAUUCUCUCUCAUAUCAAAUGCGAUUCUCUCUCAUAUCAAAUGCCUUAAAAACUGAUCCUCUCCUCUCUUUCCCUUAUAUGGUGUCUUGGAAGACGAGUGGAAAGUUAGGUGAGAGAAGCAGAAGCCGCCAAGCCAGGAGGUAGGAGAGGCAGAGAGGCAGAGACGAAUUGUUAUUAUUUGGAAGAUAAGAUAAGAUGGAGAACUUACUGUGCGAUGAGGUUCUGCAAGAAAUCUUCCAACGCCUGCCUCAAUCGUCCUCCUCCGCCGUUCCUCUGGUUUGUAAGCGGUGGUUGAUUGUCCACCGUAAUUGCAGGUCUUCUCUCUUUCUCCGCUUUCCCUCAGCUAACCCUUCUUCUCUGCCUAUUUUCUCCUCUUUCCUCUCUCGCUACCCUCGCCUUUUCUCCCUCACUGUCGUCCUCGUCCCCCCUUCCGACAAAUCCUCUUCCCUUGUUUCCUCCGAUGCUGUUCCUGAUUAUGACGACAACGAAGAAGAAAAAAAUUCUUCUCUCUUGUCCGAUCAAAUCCUCCUCGCGGUGGCCUCCAAUUGUCCCCAUCUCCGCCACUUCCGAUACUUGGCAGGCCCCGUCUCCUCCACUGCGCUUCUCUCUUUAUCUUCUUCCUGCAAUCACCUGUCCUCCAUCAGCCUCACCUCUAUCCGUCCUUUCUCUUUCCGCUGGCUAACCUUCUUCCCUGCCCUGAAGGACCUCUCCCUCGUUGAUUGCGGCGGCGUCGACUCCUCCAACGACGACGAAUCGGAAUUGGAAUUACCCUUGGAGAGCCUCAGCUUGUCUGGAAUCAGGGCCGGCGAUUGUGGCCUUGGUUGGCUGUGGAGGAGCUGUACCAAGCUCCGCAGGUUGCAGUUGCGCAGCUGUGAAGGCACCGGUGACGGCGCCGCCUUCUCUUCCUUUGUCAGGUGCUUGCCUGGUCUUCAAGAAUUGGAGCUCCGGACUUGCAGGACUAUUGCAGAUGGCGUCUUGCUGCGUGUAGCCCAACACUGUGGCUCGCUCCACUCUCUUCUGUUGUACGAUGGGGGAAGCCGUGAUGGUCUCCACCGCUUCAUCACCCGUUCCAGGUCCACUCUGCGGAGGCUCGACCUUCGUCUACCUCUGGACCUCGACAACGAUCACCUCUCCGCUGUUGCAGAGAAUGUCAGGGGUCUGGUUAGCCUACGCCUCCAGAGCUGCUGCCUCAUCACAGGUGAAGGACUCAAGAGCCUGGGCACCACCAUCAACACCGGGCUUGAAGAAUUGGCCCUUAUUAACUGCGAUGUGAUCGAGAGAGAACAUGGGUUGCUCACCACUUUGGGUCAAAGCCUCAGGGAGCUCCGUAAAUUGGACUUGUCCUAUAACAAAAUGUUACCAGAUAAGGAGCUUGUUUCCAUGCUCGUCUCCUGUAAGAAUCUGGUUGACGUCAAGUUGAGAGGUUGCAGAGGGCUCACGGGUGCUGCCCUGCUUUCCAUUUUCAAAAGCUGCAAGCUUUUGGAGACCAUAGACAUCAAACAGUGUUGUGGGAUCGAUACCGAUACUGUUGAAUUCUUUCUUCUCAAUUCCCCAAGAAUCAAACAGGUCCAUGUUGAAGAAAGCAAGCUCUCAAGUGUUGCCAAGACAUGGGCCUCCCAGAAAUUCAUCCAAAUCAUUGGUUGAUCGACGAUUUGAUGAAGCGAUCAGCUCACUGGUACAUAUCCAUUCCUUCCACUGCUGAAUAUAAAUUAGUUUGAAGUUUGUGUGUCAUCAGAAACAGAAGAGAGGAAAUAAGCAGCUCUCUCUGAGUCUCUGGUGUGGUGUUCUUCAAUAAUCUUAUUCAUACAAGCACGUAUGUAUCAAUUAAGUCUUAAUCUCGUCCUCCAAGAGGGCGAAAUCCCAUUUCAUAAGGAUUGGUUUUUCGUUCUUUGUUGAAAUUACACAGUAUAUACUGUUGUUAAGAAAUAAAAAAAUUCUAGCUCGAAAUUUGAUCA
Macadamia integrifolia is the source of this 2325-nucleotide messenger RNA. RefSeq names its product F-box protein At5g51380-like. The record is from RefSeq and is a predicted model, not a curated record. Gene Ontology annotation, molecular function: protein binding. Gene Ontology annotation, cellular component: SCF ubiquitin ligase complex. The transcript has a single exon. Gene Ontology annotation, biological process: SCF-dependent proteasomal ubiquitin-dependent protein catabolic process. The coding region runs from base 566 to 2014 and encodes 482 amino acids. Lineage: Eukaryota; Viridiplantae; Streptophyta; Magnoliopsida; Proteales; Proteaceae.